GACUGGCUUCUCCAUGAUGGUUCAUGGACUAAGGCAAAGAUGAGCAGAGCCGUGGCCCUCUUCUUUGUUGUCUGCUGGAUCCAAGAUGAAAUUCUGCUGCAAGUGUUUUCCAAGGUUCCGUAUGACCCAUUGUUUGAUGAAACAAGAACAGCAGUCAGAUCCAUUACAAAGAGAGACACACAAAAAAGCUAUUCCCAACAAAAGAGCUUGAACAAUGCUGCAUUUGCAUCAGGUUCAAAUGAGCAAGAGGAACGUUUGGCUAAAAUAUUUGAUGAAAUUCUACUGCAGGUGUUUCCAAAGGUUCCAUAUGACUCAUCAUUUAACGAAACAACAGCAGUCAGAUCCAUUACAAAAACAGACAUGAGAAAAGGAACCAGUGUUGCUUGGAAUUCUCCUAAACCAGAAUAUUUCCUUGGCAGUGUGGACAAAAUUCCCGAUAAAGAUCACCUUUCAGAGGAGAAGAGGUUUAAAGAAUCCUCUCUGUCCGACAGGGAUUUAAGAGAGCAGUUAACUACUGUAGAUAAAGAAACACCUCAAGGAGCAGCUAAACCAGAUGCUCACUUUAGGACUAUGUCCUGCGGGCAGCUUUUGCACUUCCUGCAGAGGAACACCAUCAUCGCUGCCGUCUCAGGGGUGGCCAUCCUCAUGGCCACUGUGCUGUUGCUGCUUGGGUUGGCCUCAUACAUCAGGAAGAAACAGCCUUCAUCUCCUCCGGCAAACACGACAUAUAAUAUUUUUAUAAUGGAUGGAAAGACAUGGUGGCAAAAUUCUGAAGAAAAAAAUUUCACAAAAUAUGCAAAAAAACAGAAACAGUUGACGAGCGGCUCCUGUGUCUAAGCCAGGUCGUGGGGCAGUCAAACCAGGACUUGAAACCACGAUGCGAGGACAUUCUCCAUCCGCACACCACAGGGAGGCAAUUCCAUUUCUGCUCGGGAGGUGUAUUCUACAAAAACGUCUGCUUCCCAUCCCAAUUUGAAUGGACCAAGAAAAACUGCUUUACCAUAGGACACUUGUGGCAAUGUGGCACCGAUGGCCGGCGUCGGCGAACCCAACAGACUAUGGACUUAUCGUUUAAUAAAGCAUUGAUUCAUUUAUUCAGUCA
Nomascus leucogenys (northern white-cheeked gibbon) is the source of this 1102-nucleotide messenger RNA. RefSeq names its product chromosome 14 C2orf92 homolog (gene C14H2orf92). NCBI's taxonomy places the organism in Eukaryota, Metazoa, Chordata, Mammalia, Primates, Hylobatidae. The record is from RefSeq and is a predicted model, not a curated record.